AUGUUGUUUAAGUACUUCAUUUGGGCUGCUUGCGCAGCUGUUGGACUUGUGAGAGCCGCUAACGUGCCUUCUGAGAAAACUUACGAGCCAAAUCCGCCUGUUACGCACCGUGUUUUCUUCACGAUCGAAUACACGGAUGAAACUACGCAAGAAGCAAAGGACUUCGACGUAACCAUCGAAUUGUAUGGCACUGUGGUGCCAAAAACCGUGGACAACUUUGCUAAAAUUUCCAAGGGUGUUACAGCAGUAAUCAAGGGCAAAGACGAGGUCAAUGACCGUUUUACCUUGGGUUACCAAGGCACCAUUUUCCAUCGUAUUAUCCCCGACUUUAUGAUUCAAGGUGGCGAUGUUUUGCCUAAAGUUGGACCAUUCAACAUCUUUGGAAAGCAAUUUUUCGAGGAUGAGAACUUUCAGUUGAAGCACGAUAGACCCGGAAGAUUGUCUAUGGCCAACCUCGGAAAAGAAGACAGCAACGCUUCUCAAUUUUUCAUUGUGACCGCCUCGGAGCCUCCUACGCAUUUGGAUGGCAAAAAUGUUGUCUUUGGUCAAGUCGUUGCGGGACUAGACGAGCUCAUCAACAAAGUUCAAUAUGUGAAAACCAACGAUGAAGACAAACCUUUUAACGACGUUAAGCUCAAGUAUGCGCUAAUGGAGGAGCUCAAAAUCACAUCACCUGAAGAUUUGCACAAGCAAUGGAUGGUCAAGGUCCAGAAGUACCAAAACGGUGAUGAAUCGCAGGGUGUGACUAUGGCGGCGACUAAAGCUAAGGGCGAGAAGGAGGAAAAGAUUAUGAGAGAAGAAAAAUACGAACAAUUGCACCAUCCUGCUGUUAAAGUAGCGAUCGGGUUCUCAAUUCUCCUUGCUCUCUACAUGAUCCUCAGAACCAGAAGCCGCAUUUUUAAUAAAACCUCUAAAAUCGUGUCUAUGAGACAUGACUGA
Molecule: messenger RNA, 939 nt
Organism: Lachancea sp. 'fantastica'
Lineage: Eukaryota; Fungi; Ascomycota; Saccharomycetes; Saccharomycetales; Saccharomycetaceae
Source: the annotation of a GenBank genome assembly